UUUCAAUUUCUGUACAGAUUUUCGCAAGGUUAGGUUAGUCUUCUUUGAACUAAUUGAUAGAAAGAAAAAACAGAAAGGCCAAUCACUCUUAAAUUUUAAAUUUUUUUCAGUGCACUGACUACUGCAAAACCAACAAGUUGCAAGAAAAAAAAUAUGAACCCUUUAAACAAAGUUACCUUGAGAUGGCGAGGACCCUGGACAUGAUCCAUAUUAGACUGUCUGAACCUGGCAAUGCAUCCUUGACCGUCUACCUCUGUAAGGAAAUAGUAGGUGACAUCAAUGCCAUCCUACUAUACUACUUUACCAAGCAUCACAAACGUGUCAAAUCAUGCUCGAUUGGUAGGGACGAAUGGAAUGCUUCAGUACAAUCUUGCAAAGAUCUUCAUAAAACAAUACCCAACAAUAUCAUAAACAACUACUUUGUCAUCCCCGGGAGGUUCCUCCUAUCAGGGAAUGGAAUGGGGAAUGUAAAGAGAAAGAGAAGACUUAUCAGAGCAUUGGAGUUGGUCCUGGAGGAGAUGAACCUCAUCUAACCUUUGAUGAUGGUCCUGGAGAAGAUUAACUUGGAAGAGAUGUGCUAGGUCCUGAAGGAGAGAAACAAGGAGAGGAGACAAAUAGAGGAGAUGUUGAAUGAAAUGUAAGAUAAGAAUGGAAAUGGUUUAACUUGUAUAAAUACUGAAUGAGAAUAUAAAAUAAAUGAAAUGUAAUAUAAGAAUGGAAAUGGUUCAACUUGUAUAAAUACCGAA
This is a messenger RNA of Eurytemora carolleeae, 746 nucleotides long. RefSeq lists its product as uncharacterized. Bases 183 to 533 code for a protein of 116 amino acids. The transcript is spliced from 2 exons. NCBI's taxonomy places the organism in Eukaryota, Metazoa, Arthropoda, Copepoda, Calanoida, Temoridae. The record is from RefSeq and is a predicted model, not a curated record.